CAUCUCAUCUGUCAAACAAUUGUUGCAGUGGAAUUCUACUAUUUGUUUUUAUCUCAAAAUAAUAAAAAUAAAAUAUAACUUUGGUUAAUCGAAUGUUAGAGAAUAAAAACACUAACUGAAUCCAAUAUGACUUACGUUGUAGAUUGGAAUAAUAUCUGUUUGGUGUGUUUGCAGAAUGGCGAAAACCAGUGUGUCUUCCAAAAGGAUGAACAAACCAGCUUAUCUAUUGCGGACAAAAUCAUGCAAUGCUCCAACUUCGAAAUCAUAAAGAGCGACGAACAGCCAAAUAGUAUUUGUUUACCAUGUCUUGAUGACUUGAACAUUGCCUUUAAGUUUCGACAAAACUGCGAGCAGUCAAAUUCAAUAAUCAAUGCAAUUCUAAGCCAGGACCAUCGUGAGCUUGAGAUAAGUGGGCUUCGCAUUAAGAUCCCAUUGGGACUCAAAGUAACAAAGAAAGUACCAAUAUCCGAUCAACCUGCUGCUACUGCUGCUUCUACUCCUGCUCCGGCUAAUAUUCCUGCUGUUGAUUCAGUUGAAAUCCCUAUUCAAGCGGAUCGAAUAAAAGAUGAGAACUUUGAUAUCAAAUACUCGGAUGAAUGCGAAGAUUUCGAUGCAAAUGACUAUAUGGAGGCAGCAGAAAUUUUAGAAGACAUCGAUGAGGAAGACGAUUAUCAGGCAGAGACUGAAAAUUUAGAAUUGAUUUCUGAACUAAAUGACCUGGAAGAGGAACUGGAUGACAAGACCAUUAUUCCCAAAAAGCGCGGGAGAGGUCGUCCUAAGAAAACAGACCCACAAUGCUCCAUAGGUAACAACGAUGAAGAAAAAGCGUCCAAAGGUGCCCAUCGACGUGGAUUCAGUAGAAAGCAUAAGACACCUCCUGUGGCUAAACCGCCUAAAAUUUGCGAAAUAUGUGGUAACAGUUAUAAGUUUCAACACGCACUCAACAGCCACAUGCGGAGGCACAGAAACGAGCGGCCCUUCAACUGUGAUUUCUGCGAUAAGGCUUUUGUUUCGGCUGUGGAACUGCGUCGUCACAUGCGAGUGCAUACAGGUCAAAAACCAUACGAGUGCUCCUUUUGCGAUCGUCGAUUCUCGGACUAUGGCAGUCGGAUAAAACAUGAACGCACCCACACUGGAGAACGGCCGUAUGCCUGUACGACUUGCGGCAAAAGCUUUGCAUACGCCCACGUCCUUACAGUCCAUAUGCGAACACAUACCGGCGAGAAGAAAUUCAUAUGCACCGAAUGCGGAAGAGGUUUCACCAAAAAACUUUACCUCGAAAAUCAUAUGACUCACCAUUUGACGGGGACAAUUAGAAAACGCAAUCCAACCUUGGAAGAGGUUAUACGAAAAUGUGAAGAAACAAAGGCGGUCGAUAAUAUUUCUUAUUCGAGAGUGCGAGAGUACGACGAAGACGAUGGCAAUCUAAUCGACUCGUUCGUUGGUGAUCCUUCAAAAUUGAACAUUCAACCAAAAGUAGAAAUACUGUGCGAAGAACCCAGUUCGCAUGAAGGCGAUUUGUACACUAUUCAUCAUGUACAAUAAGAUUUAAUGUAUAUAUUUUUUGAUUUUAGAUUUUAAGAUUUUUUUUGUA
Eupeodes corollae is the source of this 1594-nucleotide messenger RNA. RefSeq names its product zinc finger protein 184. Bases 127 to 1545 code for a protein of 472 amino acids. Lineage: Eukaryota; Metazoa; Arthropoda; Insecta; Diptera; Syrphidae. The transcript has a single exon. Gene Ontology annotation, cellular component: nucleus. The record is from RefSeq and is a predicted model, not a curated record. Gene Ontology annotation, molecular function: zinc ion binding.